AAAUGAUUCGAAACUUGGUACAACGAUUUCCUACAAGCUUUAAGCGGUGUUAUGAGCUGUCAUAGUUUUGGUGAAGCGUUUUGAUACGACUAUAACUCGAAUGAUAGCAGUGGCAGGACUCGUAAGUGGCGUCCGAUGUCUGUAAUUGAGUUCCGGUGAUGGAUCUGAAAGCUCUGUUGCAGCGUUUUGACGGACGGUCCCGGUUGCUUCUUCAUUCGCUGCAUUCAGGAGCAGCCGGGGCGAGCAAUGCGCAGACAGUUUUCAAUAAACAGCGCAGGUCUGAUCCAGACUUCACGUUAAAUCCGUUUUUAGAAACUUUGUGCCAGCAAGAAGCAUGUGUGCACGAGGAUGCGCUCGUUCUUAAACCUUUGGUGUGCCUGUUUUCUGCAGGCUUUAAACGGAAUCUGCUGUGUUUUCUACAUCUGAUUAACCCUGAACUGCCCAAAGACCAUGUUCUCCCCCUGCUUCAGUGUCUGACUCAGGAUGAUGUGGAAAAUCAGUGGACGUGUGCCUUAAUCAAGCAGCUCCAGAGAGAUAUUGAGGGCACUGGGAAAGGGACCCCCCUCACCUCAGACUGUACAGGGAAACUAAAGAGUCUCUGUGAGAGAUUCAGGAACGCUAAUGCGAAAGGAAAUUGGGCCUCUUGUUUUAAAGAGCUUGAAGCAGAGAAUAAGGGGAGCGACGUGACCGUUUUAUCUCAGAAAAAGAGGAAAAGCGACAACAUGGAUCAUGAUGGAGACGCCCAAGAAGAUCAACAAAGUAAAAGGGUAAAGAUGGAUUUCUGUCCAAGUCAAGAAGAAGAGAGGUUGACUGAAGAGGAGGAACUUAAAAUGAGAACGUCCCAGCUGGAACGGAGUGCUGCUUCUGAAUCACAGGCUCGCUCUGAUGUGUUGGGGUCUUCAAAAGACUUGCCAGACCACCUGAAGGCUGCUGUUCCUGUGAUCAAAGAAUUACUGGACACAGAGUCAACGUGGGAUGAGAGCUCUGUGUCUGCUCUGAAAGUAUUUCAUGAAUGUGACCCCAGUGAGGUGGAAGUGUUGUGUUCGAUGCUGUGUUUGUCUGAAGCAUCUGAACAGAGUUUACCUCAGUUCUGUAGCUGUCUGUUGGAACUGUCGCCAGACCUCAGUCACAGCACCGCUUCUGCUCUGAUCACGCAUCUUCUGCUGCCAAAAGUUCUGUCCCUUGCAGAACCUGCCUCUCGUUGUUUGGUAACAGCAGUGAUGUCUCUUUGCACUCGUUACCCCAGGCCAGCCUGCUAUGCUCUGAUAGAGCCAAUCUUACAGAAGGGUCAAACCGGAAGCUCCCAGACAGAGUUACUCUGUAGACUGGUAGUGGACUGCCUUGAGCAACAUCACAGGGUUCUUGUAUUUCGAACAAUACUUGGAGUCUCCUGGGAUGAGGGAGUGUUAUCCGUCAUCCAUGCACUGUUGGAUUCAAAGCUUGAGCUGACCGAGGAGGAUUUCUCUCUCUUCACCAAUCAGCUUUGCAGUCAGUCUCCACAUUUCAGUACAUCUAUGAAGUUUGCCAAAAUGUUGCUGAGCAUCUUGACCAAGUAUCAGUCAAAUGUGAAUCCUGCAUGCCGCCACACACUUUCCAGUUGCCUAUCUUUCAAUCAAACCUUCCUCAAGAAAUCAUUGCAGGCUGCAUUAAAACGGAUUUCCCUUUAAAUCAUUUAAUGCCCAUUUUAAAUUCCACUUUACUAGAUGAGUUUCAGUCAAUCUGAUUGUAUAAUAUUGUAAGUGUAAUAAAAACGUCUUCAUAUUG
Messenger RNA from Puntigrus tetrazona (Sumatra barb), 1764 nucleotides. RefSeq names its product FA complementation group E (gene fance). Bases 159 to 1667 code for a protein of 502 amino acids. Lineage: Eukaryota; Metazoa; Chordata; Actinopteri; Cypriniformes; Cyprinidae. The record is from RefSeq and is a predicted model, not a curated record. Gene Ontology annotation, cellular component: Fanconi anaemia nuclear complex. Gene Ontology annotation, biological process: interstrand cross-link repair. The transcript is spliced from 10 exons.